AUGAAGGACGGGGGGCACCACCCGUCGGACGAGUACUCGGCCGAAGAGGUUCAUGCACUGAGCGCGGUGUUUUCCCUGUUUGACGAGAACGGCAGCGGUCGGAUCUCGGCAUGCCACCUCGAGAGCAUCCUGUCCAAGUUGGGGCGGAAUCCGUCGGAAGCGUCCGACCUGCUCAAAAACAUCGACCUCCAAGACGACACAAUCUCGUUUGACGAGUUCCUCUUACUUAUUCGCAGCCAGCCCGACAUUGGUACGCAGGUCGAACCGCCGUUCUCGUGGUACUCACGGGCACUCUUGACGGCGGCAGAUGGACCGUACAAUCUCGGCCCUGACCCGAAAGUGAUGGAGUUUAUCAACAUCUUGGAAGAGUACCGUGCGAAGUGUGAAGAAGAUGGCAACUACCUGGAAGCCCAGCGCGCCGACACACAACUCAUCGCGUUGCGCGCGCAGGAAGCGAAGCGCCAGUCCAAGUCUCUCAAGGCCAAGCAGAUUGCCGAGCGCCAGGACAUCCAGAUCGCGCACAACAUGCAGUACACGGAUUUCAACUCUGCGUGGGAUCAGUACAUGGACGAGUACGACAGCAUGGCACAGGCGUAUAUCCGCCAAAUGACGGACAAGCACGCGGCGGACCUGCGCGCGUUUCAGGAGAAGCUGCACAAGGAACUCAUGGAGCGGCCGCCCAAGUUUUCAAAGGAAUUGAUCGAGUGGCGACGCCGGCAACACCGCCUCGCGCAGCAGAAGAACUAUGCCGAGGCGCAAAAGAUCAAGCUGAUUGCGGACGAGCUCGAGGCCGAGGAACGGUCGACCAUGAACGAGUCGCUCCAGGUGAUUUUCACGCGCAAAGAGACCAAGUUUCGCCAGCAACAACAAGCCGAAGUCCAGGCGCUUCUCAAACGAAUCGACGGCCGAAGGAAGGAGCACGUAAAGCAGCGCAACUUGGACUCGAAGCGACUCCUCCAGCGCAACCGCAACGUCCAGGCCGUCCUCGAGUCAAAGCAGUCGGUCGAAACGACCAAAAAGUUGCAGGACAUCAAAGCCGGACUGAACCCGAGAGACCGUAUCAGCAAGAGCAACGUGAGCGCGAUUCCACCCGAGGCCCGCGUGAUUAAGCCCAAGAAACCAGCAGCUCCCCGGGAGCCGUCGACGACAUUCAUCACGACCGACCACAACGACUAGGCACUCUAACAUAACAGUGCAAACGUGAGCACCGAUCGACGAA
This is a messenger RNA of Aphanomyces invadans, 1219 nucleotides long. RefSeq lists its product as hypothetical. Gene Ontology annotation, molecular function: calcium ion binding. Lineage: Eukaryota; Oomycota; Saprolegniomycetes; Saprolegniales; Verrucalvaceae. The transcript is spliced from 2 exons. The coding region runs from base 1 to 1176 and encodes 391 amino acids. The record is from RefSeq and is a predicted model, not a curated record.